AUGAACUUUAUUUAUUUUAAUAUAUUAUUUUUCUCACUCUUAUUAGAUACAUUUAUAUCAUCACAUACGAAUAUUCCUAGAACAAACCAUAAUAAUUCGAAAAAUGCAACAGUUAAUAAAACACCCGUAAAUACAAUUCCAGAUGUUAUUACAUUAGAUUAUAUAAGAGAACAAUUAAAACAAAUUCAACUAAUAAAAGAUGAAAUAAUCAAAGACAAAUUAAAGAAAAUUAAAUUACUAAAAAAGAAAUAUAAAAAUAAAAAUAAAAAAGAUCAUAAUGAUAUUAAAGAAGAAAUUGAAAAAUUAGAAAAAGAAAUAUUGGAUACUAAAAUAUUAUGCGAAGAUUAUAUAAAAAAUGAAUUAAAAGAAAUCUCAUUAUUAAAAGAUGAAAUUGUCAAGGAUAAAAUAGAAAGCUUCCACUGGAAGAGAGAUAAAUUAAUAGAUUAUGAAUUAAACAAACUUUUCCUAGAAGAAAAAAGAAAAAGAUUAUUAGAAUCAUAUGAACAAUAUGUAAAAGAACAACUAGAAAAGAAAAAAAUGAAAGAGAAAAUAUUAAAAGAAAAACAAAUUAAGAAAAAACUAAAAAUUGAAAAAUUAAAAAAUGAAAGUAUUAUUUAUAAUAUAUAUUUAAAUAUAAAAUAUUACUUAAUUGAAUUUAGAAAUGAUGAUAUAGAUAUAGAAUUAUCAUUCCCAAAAUAUUUUCAAGAUUUAUUUAAAAAGAAAAAAGGUAAAAGAAAAACAUUUUUUGAACUUUGGAGUUCAUUUUAUGAAAUAAUGGAAGAGAAAGUUCAUAAAUAUCAAUUAGGAGGAUAUACAAUGGGAAUAGGAAUAAUUUCAGGAAUUGCAAAAUCAAUACAUGCUAUGGUAGCAACACCUAUGGCGUGUAUCAAGUUUAAGGCUCUUUGUGCAAAACUUGCUGCAGGAACAAUUGAAUGUUGUAAAGCCGCUUGUGCCGGAGCAACUACAUGUACCUCCUGUGUUACUACGAUUUCUAAAGUAUGUGCUAAUGCCACAUUUAAAACUCUUUGCUGUACUACGGCAGCGGAAAAAUGUUGUGAAGUAGCUGGUGCUGUUGCCAACUGUUGCAAACUUAAUAAACUUCAAGUUGCUUGCGCUACUGCUACUGCCUCUCCUGAUCCUGCAACUAAAGUCGUAGCAAUAAUAAUAAUUGUUAUUCUUGUUAUAAUACUUAUAGUAUAUUUAUAUUUUUUAAUUAAAAAAUCUGGAAUAUUAGAAAACGAAAAAGUUCAAAAAGUACUAUCAAAAUUAAAAAGUUAUUAUAAAUCAUAA
Messenger RNA from Plasmodium gaboni, 1290 nucleotides. Its product is annotated as putative exported protein. The coding region runs from base 1 to 1290 and encodes 429 amino acids. The record is from RefSeq and is a predicted model, not a curated record. The transcript is spliced from 2 exons. Lineage: Eukaryota; Apicomplexa; Aconoidasida; Haemosporida; Plasmodiidae.